CGUAUUGUAAACAGUGUAGUUACUCCAGGAAGAGUGCGGUUAUGUGUUUCGCUCAAGUGUAUAUUUGUAUGCCGUUGUGAUUAUAGUCUUUGAUUGUUAACGGUUAACAACUUUAACAAAUUAUCCUCGUCUCUUCAGAAUACUUUAUUGCAGUUUAUGAAUGCACUUACAGUACUUUUUAAUAAUUAGUUAAUCGAGGCGAGGAAGAUUUGUUUAUUUCUCGUCGACGUGACGCUCGAUUACAAAAUCAAAAGUAUCUACUAGAGUGGACGCCGGCGCCUCGGGCAUUGACGAUACAGCAUACAUCAAAUCAGAUGCUGAUUUAGGCGCAGUUUGCCAGCAGUUCUCGGGACAAGGAAGAAGUUCUCUGUAUUUUGACAGUGAAUUGCCGGACAUGCCUGAAGCUUGGGGUUUUUAUUCUUAGUCAAUGCAUGGGAUGGUUUACUCUUAAGAGCCAAAGAUAAAAAUUGUCAGGUUACUGAGAAUCACAUUCAUGAAGAAAAAUGUUUAAUUUUUUUGGUCUUCGUAAAGAAACUACUAAGAGGUUGACUCCAGAGAAGGAAACAGAUGGAUUUGUCUUAAUUGGUGAAACUGCAGAAGAACAGCAUGGAAAGUUGACAAACACAAAUAUUGUUCAACAAGAAACAAAUACAUCUUCAUGGCCAGGAGCUGUCAACAAUGACCAGCAUAAACAGACUACAGAAGGCGCACCGCUCUCCUCAGAUGUCCUUGCUGAUAUACCUUUCACAUUGGCACCACAUGUCUUAGUACUGCAGACAAGCUUUCCUGAUCUUCCACAUGCACUUCUCUUACAAGAUAUGAAUGAAAAUCUGGCUAAAUAUGAAUAUGACUUUUCUCUAGAAAACACUGUUCUUUAUGAUUCUUAACAGUUCUAAGUUUUUUUCUGCAUUAUUAUUGUGUCUAGUUAAUCAGCACAAAAAUAUUAAGUGAUGAUUCAAAAGGAUUUUAACAUAAAGUGUACUUCUUCAUCAACAAGCUGUUAACAAAUAAAGUAUUCUUGCAAAUUAGAUCAAGUGUCAGGAGCUCCAUCAUUCAUUAAGUUAGAUUUUCCUUAAUUUACAUAUUCAGAAGCUGACCUGGUGUCAGAUUAUUUUUUUGCAUGCCUUCAUCAACCUUCAAAAGAAUAUUUCAUUUUAUGAUACAAAUGAAUCAUUAUGCCACUCUGAGGAUGAAAAACCACUGUAAAUCAGCUUUGUAGGCCAUUCCCACUGUGCUUGUCACUGAAAGAUUAUUUAUUUUGUAUUUAUUUUUUGGAAAGCAAAAUAAUAUUAACAGAAUUAAUUUACCCAAAUUUACCAUGGCUUGUUUUACACGUUUUGUACAAACAGUGCUCAGUCCAGGUCUACUUCCUGCCAUGUUGCCUGAUUGGCCAUGUGACCCUUAAAUGUAUUAAGCGCGUUAGAAAAACAGAUGGAUAGAUAUUUGAAUACAAAGGGAAACCAAAGAUGCUGAUAAAGUAUGUGUGUAUUUGUGUGUACAGGUAUGUUUGCUGUAUAUAUGUGUAACAUUUAUACAUAAUUAUAUCACUAAACAUGAUUUACUGUAUAUGUAUUUUCACAUUCAUACAAAUUGGAAGACUGAAAUCUGACACUGAAUUUACAACUGAAAUAUAGUGUUUAUACAUUUUCUAACUUCAGAUAUUCUAAAAUGUGUUACAUUUAUGUUGCAUAGUUACAUUUUUAUGAUAAAAUGUAGUUCUUUUACUCUGAUUUGCUUUUAAAUUUCCAGUUAGACAACACAAAAUAUCUUUGCUAAUUGUUUUAAUUCCUUCUAUUUGAACAUUUGUAGGUUACUGUGCCAAUACCCAUAAAUCUGUGGCAGAAGAAUAUUUAAUAUCUGUAUAGCUGUAUGAUGAACACACAAGUUAGUAGAAAUGUAACACAACUUACUGCAACUGCAGUCUGCUCAGAAUGUGGAUAAGGAUUUAGUGAAAAUGAAGGGUUCAUAGUGACAAUGAAUACUGGAGCUGUCUUUUAAAGAUAACAGAUGUACUGUAUCUAAGUUUUCAGAAAAUACUAUCACAAUGUCUUUAGAAACAACUGACAGUUGUGGAUUAUGCAUUUGAUAUGGAUAGUGGUUCAGUUUGGGGGUGAAUAUAAUGCUCUUUGAAGGAAUAAAAGACAUAAAAAAAGAUUUUUCACUUUUGUGGUUGGGUCCUUUAACAUGUUCAGGUUGUCUCAGUACUCUUUUACAUUAUUUCCAUCUUUGCAAUAAAACAGUCUUUUGACAGUUUUAAGCUUAAGACAGUAAGCUUUGCAUUUCUUUUUUAAUAAAGCACUUCAGCACUGGGAAAAUACAGUGUUAAAUAUCCUGAUUUUCUUUCAUAAUUUUAAAUGCAUUAUUGACUAAAACACUUGAGGUGUUGAAAGGGGUUUAAUGGUUUGGUAUCUACUCAUCCAAAACUGUAAAAUGUUCCUAGAAUUUAAAUUGUUAUACCUACUGUAUAAAUUUAUUGAAUAUGUUGGAGGAAGUUGGUGGACUGUAAAAAAAUCACUGAGUGGUUGAUUGUAAAUGGUGUUUGCAGAUGACUAUAUAAAUACUAAAGGAAGUUCUUGAUGCAGUAGAAUUAUGUUUACAUUGUGACACUUUUUUAUUCUGCAGGAGAAUGAUUAUUCAAAAUUAUAUUUGUGUUCUGUUUAUUGAAAUGAGUGUUUACCAUAAAGUAAAAGUUGUUUCAUUGUUUUCAUGGUUGUAUGUUGUGCAUAUCAUUCUUUAUUGAGCAGUUUUAAUCUUGUUCAGGUUUGGAUCAUACUGAAACUUUGAUUUCCAGCAAUAAAACUAAAUAUCAGUUAAAGACGGGUAUGUGUUAAUUAACCAAGUAUUUUGUAUUGUCUGCCAACAAUGCUACCUUACAUGUAUGAAAGUAAAGUAGAAUGGCAAUUUAAACAAAACCAGCUUGAUGUAGCAUAAAAAAUUGGGACUGUUUCUGGAUAAAUAAAAAGUGUGAUUGUGUAA
Polypterus senegalus (gray bichir) is the source of this 2976-nucleotide messenger RNA. RefSeq names its product UBAP1-MVB12-associated (UMA) domain containing 1 (gene umad1). The coding region runs from base 504 to 887 and encodes 127 amino acids. The record is from RefSeq and is a predicted model, not a curated record. The transcript has 5 exons. NCBI's taxonomy places the organism in Eukaryota, Metazoa, Chordata, Cladistia, Polypteriformes, Polypteridae.